Adineta steineri is the source of this 294-nucleotide messenger RNA. NCBI's taxonomy places the organism in Eukaryota, Metazoa, Rotifera, Eurotatoria, Adinetida, Adinetidae. The record is from the annotation of a GenBank genome assembly.
AUGGCUGCACGGAUAUUCAUUAUAAUAUGUUGCAUUUUAGCUCCAUUAUCGGUCAUAUCAAUAUUAACGAAUAUAUUCGUGAAUGAAAAACUAAAGAAGCGUAUAUAUCUAUUACCUAAAAUUCUUGCCACAGCAAGUUUUAUUAACGGAAUUAUUGCUGUUCGUCUUGGAAUUGGUAUGGCUGAAGAUGUUAUUAAGAUUCGGAAUGCUGUCAUAGGUGAAUCAUGUAUUCUGGCUAUUGUCGCACUGGUAUUAAAUUUAGUCGGCGCUGUUAUCACCUGUUUCAUGGCUUGA